CGCAGCGUCACAGAUGGAAAUUAAUAUUAUAAGCGAACAGUUAUCUUAACUCUCGCUAUAAUCAAAUGAACAGAAAAGAGAAGAAUUAGUAUUGAACGCUAUUAUAAGGUGUAUGGAUACAUGUAAGAGUCAACAAACCUAAUAAAUAAUGGAGAGGGAUUCGCACAAUUCCGUCGUCUUCAACGCUUCAAAAAGAGAACUUUUUACCACGAACAAUGGAUACAAAUCCAUGCAGAAGAGAUUACGGGCUCAAUGGAAAAUCCAGAGUAUGAAAGAAGAACUGUCUGUGGAGAAGCUGAAAAAUGUGAAGUUGUGGAUAACGGCAGGCCCAAGGGAGAAGUUCACAGCAUCAGAGCUUGAGGUUCUCAAGCACUACCUGGAUGGAGGAGGAAACGUGCUGGUCAUGCUCGGUGAAGGAGGAGAAAUUAAAUAUGACACCAACAUCAACUUUCUCCUGGAGGAGUUUGGAAUAAUGGUUAACAAUGAUGCUGUUGUGAGGAAUGUGUAUUACAAAUACUUUCAUCCUAAGGAGGCACUCGUGUCCAAUGGUGUAUUGAACAGAGAGAUCAGUCGGGCUGCUGGCAAAGUGGUCACAGGAAUGAUUGAAGAUGAAAAUGUUGGAAAUAAUGCCCAGGCUCUCACAUUUGUGUACCCAUAUGGUGCCACGUUGAGUGUGAUGAAGCCUGCUGUGGCCGUUCUUUCAACUGGCUCAGUCUGCUUCCCCCUCAACAGGCCUGUCCUGGCCUUCUAUCAAGGAAAGGAGGCAGGCAAACUGGUUGUGCUGGGUUCCUGUCACAUGUUCAGUGACCAGUACAUAGACAAAGAAGAAAACAGUAAAAUCAUGGAUGUCGUGCUCCAGUGGCUCAUGACUGAUAAUAUUCAGCUGAACCAGAUUGAUGCAGAGGACCCAGAGAUAACAGAUUACACCAUGUUGCCAGACACAGGGUGCUUGUCAGAACAGCUCAGAGUAUGCUUACAAGAGGGUGACGAAAACCCCAGGGACUUCACCUCCCUCUUUGAUAUGUCUUUGUUCAAUUUGUCAACCGACACUUUACCUCAAGUCAUCAGUGCUUACAAGCAGCUUAAUGUCAAAGACGAACCACUGCAGCUGAUCACACCACAGUUUGAGACCCCGCUGCCUCAGCUUCAACCUGCUGUCUUUCCACCUGCCUUAAGUGAUUUACCUCCACCCAUGCUGGAUCUGUUUGAUCUAGAUGAAACAUUCUCUUCUGAGAAAGUGCGCCUAGCACAGCUCACUAAUAAAUGUACAGACGACGAUCUCGAAUUCUAUGUGCGGAAAUGUGGUGAAAUUCUGGGCGUGACUCCAAAGUUGGAUAAGGAUCAGAGGGACGCCAAGCACAUCUUGGAACACAUUUUCUUCCAGGUUGUAGAGUUCAAGAAACUCAAUCAGGAGCAUGACAUCGACACUGAGGCACAAUUCACGCCAUUGUGAUUGGAUUCAAGAAACUUAAAAACUUUCAACUCUGUCUUUUCAAUAUGCUAUAUCAUAAUCAAACAGGUGUGUAUAUUCUAGUAAUGGAGAUAAAGCAACUGCUACAGUAGUUGGCAGUAUCAACAGGAUACUUGUGUUCAGAAACUGUAUAUGAAUUCAUUAGUCUUUUAUACCGCUUUUGUAUUUUAUUGUGGAAAAAAGUAAUAUUGUAAAGAUACUUAUGCAAAUAAAGUCAUUGACAUUUAUUUAAAUAUUCAAAUCUUUAAAAACAUUGUAAACAGGCAACUGAGCUCUCUGCAUGAGUCCUCACACAUGGAUCCUGUAAAAAGAAACAAAUUGAAGAGCCACAGCAUGGAUUUGCAAUGUUGCCAUGGCAUUCAAUGAUCAGUAUUAAAAACUGAACAGAGCAUCUUACCUUUAUAUUGUCAUCCUAUGUUUUAAUCCACUUUGGUGCAUGGUGGGUGCAGAGGCAGACACAAUCAUGUGCAUUUAUCCUUCCAAACCUGUGACUUAACUCCAUGUUCAGUUUGUGUGAAGAGAAAUCCUUGGCCAUAUUGGGGAGAAACUUCAGCUAGUGAAAAUUUUGUAGACUGGGGUUUUGGACUCCAUGUUGACUCCAGAGUGUUGGACUCAGUGUAGGGUUUGGGGCUGUUGCUCUCAGAUUUAAUCAAAGACACAUCCCAUAACAUUUGAAAGGUGGUGGAAUCACUGAACGACUGGUCAGAACAAGCAGCCUUUUUUUGCUUUAGGAGGAACAUGUAGGGAGUAGAGGACUUUCCUUGUGAAGGAACAGUCAUGUGACAAUUGUCAGUCUCUGGAUUGUUCAAGCUGUUCGUUGAGAUAACCUGAGGGGAGGAAAUGGGAUCUGAUGGUAGACAGAGAAAAGCCAGGUUGCAUGGCCUGGCAUCGGAUCCAUCAGCUGCUGUCUCAUUUGACACUCUUGAUGAGGAAAGUUGUUCCAGCGACAAAGCAGACAGCAAACUCUGUUCCCCCAAAAACCUCCUGUCAAGCUCUGAUAGAGACGAACACUCAAAGCUGUUCAUAUCUAGGAUGUAAAAUAUUAGAUAACACUUGGAAUUAGGUCAUCUGGUCAGACUUAAACGAAUCAUCAUCAACCUAUUUUCAGAAUAAAACCAGUUUUCCUACCUUUAAUGACAAAAGCUUUCUCCAUUGUUUCCCUGGACUUGAGUGUCAACCGACUUGCAGGUGGGUUUUAAAGUGUUGCAGCAGCAUGUUAAUUGACCCAGCUGGAGGCUGAGCAAGUCAUCAGUCUGAAGGGGGUGGAGCACCUCUCAAUCAGAUCAGGUGCACAUUUUAGCUGUGAUCCUUUUUUUUCAUAUAUUUUUUUAUGUUCAAAUUUAUUUUCAUUAUGUGGGAGGGGCGGCUGUUUGCUAUGCAACAAGCAAUCAGGUUUUUUUUUAAUUAACAUUUUCUCGUUUUAUUUACACAUGCAUGUUUGUGUACUUGUGUUA
This is a messenger RNA of Seriola dumerili (greater amberjack), 2925 nucleotides long. RefSeq names its product intraflagellar transport 52 (gene ift52). Bases 149 to 1453 code for a protein of 434 amino acids. NCBI's taxonomy places the organism in Eukaryota, Metazoa, Chordata, Actinopteri, Carangiformes, Carangidae. Gene Ontology annotation, cellular component: intraciliary transport particle B; centriole; cilium. Gene Ontology annotation, biological process: intraciliary transport; cilium assembly. The record is from RefSeq and is a predicted model, not a curated record. The transcript is spliced from 14 exons.